Henningerozyma blattae CBS 6284 is the source of this 1305-nucleotide messenger RNA. RefSeq lists its product as uncharacterized. Lineage: Eukaryota; Fungi; Ascomycota; Saccharomycetes; Saccharomycetales; Saccharomycetaceae. The coding region runs from base 1 to 1305 and encodes 434 amino acids. The transcript has a single exon. The record is from RefSeq and is a predicted model, not a curated record.
AUGUUAAGUCUUCCAGGCCUCUUUAAAAAGAACUAUACAUGUUGGAUAUGCCUAGAAAGUUCUAAGUCUGAUUCUUCAUGGUUUAACCAUACUUGCGGAUGCAAGAUUCAAUUGCAUAAAAAGUGCUAUAUUAGAUGGCUAUAUAGCCUUAAUAAAAAGUUAGUUACACAACCAAUAUGCACACUAGAAAUGGAUGAUUUGAUUAUCUUAGAGUUGAAAAAAAAAUGUACAUACCUAAUUGAUGAUAAUAAUGAAUUAAAUACUGAUAUAUCUAUUGGUGAAGUAUUACUGGCUACUCCAAUACUGGGAGAUUAUAUGAUAUCACUAACGACUAUGCCCCUAUCGGUAGGUGCUACACUAGUAGGCUUUAGAAAAGUCAUUCCUUUUACAACUAGUGAAUUAAUGUAUCCUCCAAUUAGGCAUGGAGAUUGCCCUCAGUGCAAAAAACCUGUUAUUUCUAGACGCAUUACAUACUCAAGAGGCUCUAUAUUAUUAAAAACUAUAUCGAUAUUGAGAAAAUUUUCUCGUAUUGUUGCUACAGGGGCUCUAAUGGAAUUUUUCUUAUUAAAUGGUAGUAGAUGGUGGUUUAAAAUAGGGCUUGGACAAUUAAGGCUACUAUUCCCAGAAAAAGUUUUGAAGCACCUUCUAAGUAUAAGUACUACAAAGGCAUUAGAUGUAUACAGUGACUCCUUGAGUGGACUAGCUGGCUUAUCAGAAACUACCAAUUUUAUUAUACUAGGUCUCCCACUUUAUUUAACCAGCCUUUGCGGGCUAAGAUCUCCACUAAGCAUUGUUGAAUGGAUUUGGCCCGUUAUAGUUUCAUUCAAAGCAAGAAGUUAUAGUAAUGAACCGAGGAAUAUAAUCUAUAGAACAAUUUUAGGCACUAAGUUGAUGGUCAUGUCGUACAGACUAUUUAUUCACCCAGCUUUGAAUAGUAUAUAUAAAAAAUUUGUCAAGAUGGAUAAAUUAUAUUAUGCGGACUUUGAACAGGAUGAACCUAAAGAUAUGACUAAUGUAAUUAUUAAAACAUCGUGGUAUGAUUCACUCACUCAGGCAUUCAUUUGGCCAUGGAUUGGCUCAUAUCUGGGUGAUAAGCUAUUUGAUUCACUUAUAUACACUCAACGAAAGUUCAAUUUCUCUUUUCCAUUUUCCUCAACACCAGCUGAAACACAGAUGGUUUUUAGAUUCCUAGGAUGUGGAGUAGCAGUGUUGGGUAAAGACUUAAUAAAACUAUAUGCUUCAUAUGUUAGAAUGAAAGAAUUAGAGGAUUUAACUAAUGUUAUUGAGAACACAUGUAAGCUAUAG